ACCAGGGUAAACAAUGUUUACUUUUAAAGCUCUCUGAGAAAACCAAUAUUCUGAUCUGUUUGUUUUCUUGUAGAUCGGAGGUUUAACGCCAAUCGUUUACACUUAAUAUAUAGGGAUCGAUCAAUACUCGAUCAGGCACUAUGUUCUUACAUAUGUACAUUAAACGAGGAUCAUAAAUAGAAGGUAAUACAGAAUGGGGAAAAAGGUUGCAAUAGUAACUGGUGCAAACCGCGGAAUAGGUUACCAGGUAGCGAGGCUGUUGCUCCAGCAGUUCCCUGGUGACGUGAUCGUGACAGGCAAGGACACGGCGAGGGGCCGACGUGCAUGUGCACAGCUGACGCGGGAGGGCCUGAAGCCCAUAUGGCACGAGCUGGAUGUCACCCAGUCGGCCAGUAUCCGUAUGUUCCUUGACUUUAUUACGGAGACCUACCGCGGCGUGGACGUGCUCGUCAGUAACGCGGGCACCGUGUUCCCCAAGGACACGCCCCUCUCCAUCUACCGCCAGGCGGAGCUCACCGUCAACACGAAUUUCAAGGGCACUAUGAGCCUCAUGCGGUACUUUUUGCCGCUCCUCAGACCACAUGCACGUGUCAUUGUCGUUUCUAGUGAGCUAGGUGUUCUAAGCAGUCUCGGUGACAAGAUAAGGAAAGAAAUUGACUUAAAUAAAGUGACUAUGUUUGAGUUGGAUAAACUUGCUGACAAGUAUUUAUCAGCUGUGAAGUCAAAUGUGUGGGCGGAAUACGGGUGGCCGGACCGAAUACUGGAGGCAGUCAGCGUGCUACAGAACGCGCUCGUGUACGUGAUUGCGCGGGACCUGCGAGCAGAUUGUCGGCGGAACAUCCUGGUCAACGCGGGCUGCCCGGGCUGGACGCGGACAGAGCAGAUGGAGACACACCUGGACGAGAAUGGCUGCCUCGGUGGAGUGGUAGCCCGGUCCCCGGAAGAGGCAGCGGUCGAUAUCGCCUGGCUCGCCCUGUUGCCGUGUGGUACCGAUUCACCCAACGGGAACAUAAUUAAUAAAAGACAGAUAGUCAAGAAUGAAUAAUAAUCGAUCAUCAUUAAUGAUUUCAUUUCUAUGUAAAUAAAUUAUAUUG
Mya arenaria is the source of this 1094-nucleotide messenger RNA. RefSeq names its product carbonyl reductase [NADPH] 1-like. Lineage: Eukaryota; Metazoa; Mollusca; Bivalvia; Myida; Myidae. Gene Ontology annotation, molecular function: oxidoreductase activity. The transcript is spliced from 2 exons. The record is from RefSeq and is a predicted model, not a curated record. The coding region runs from base 194 to 1045 and encodes 283 amino acids.